Messenger RNA from Diorhabda sublineata, 2061 nucleotides. RefSeq names its product protein artichoke-like. The record is from RefSeq and is a predicted model, not a curated record. NCBI's taxonomy places the organism in Eukaryota, Metazoa, Arthropoda, Insecta, Coleoptera, Chrysomelidae. Gene Ontology annotation, molecular function: protein binding. The transcript has a single exon. Bases 10 to 2019 code for a protein of 669 amino acids.
UCUGCAACGAUGUCGAAGCAGGUAGUUUUGAUUUUGUUUGUACUUAUAUCUCAUGCAUUAUGUGACAAUAUAUCGGUAAUUUACAAUUACAACCAAAAAGUGUACGUUGAUUCUAUAGAAAAUUUAAAACAAGUUUUGUUGGAAAGUGUACAACAUCUUUUCGAUGUACAAAUUCUCAAACAGAGUGUCCCAAAAUUACCGGCGAAAUUCUUGGAAGGUGUGACCGUCAACCAGCUUCGUUUAAAUGAAAACCAAUUGAAAGAAAUAGAAAUAGGGGCCUUCGAUGGGGCCACGUUUACUUCACUAAAUUUGAACGAUAAUAAUUUGGACAUUAUCCUUAAAGAUAUAUUUAAUAAUAAUCAGAUAUGGGAAUUAGCUUUGGCCAACAAUUCUAUCUCGAAAAUUGAAGAUGGAGCUUUUGAAAAUUCGGAUUUUGGUGUUUUAAAUCUCAACAAUAAUCAGUUAGAUGAGCUUCGAGCGGGUAUGUUUCAAGAUUCGAAAAUUGUAAAUAUAGUGCUGAACGACAACAAAAUUGAAAAUAUAGAAAACGGUACUUUGCAACAAAUAUUCGGUUUACGAAAUUUUCAUUUGAAUAAUAAUUUUCUUAAAGACAUCGGGAGUUGUUUUAAUGAUUUGGAAACAUUAUGGGAACUGAAUUUAGUGAACAAUACUAUAGAGAAUUUAUCUCCGAAGAGUUUUACUGGUUCCAGUAUAUCAAAUUUAAAUUUAGGUGAUAACUUAUUAACGAAAAUAAGUAAAGACGUUUUCAUUGGAUUACCGUUAUCGUUUCUAAAUAUUUCUAAUAAUCGUAUCAAAGCUAUUGAAAAUGAUGCUUUCGCUGACUUUCCAACUCUAAAUACUCUAAUUUUAUCUCAUAAUAAAAUCGGAGAUUUGAAACCAGGUUUUCUUAUCGGGAUAAACUCAAAGUAUUUACACCUAGAUUUGAUAGAUAAUCAUAUCAACAACAUCGAACCUGGUUCUUUCGAUGAAAUUACUUUAUCCAGUAUCGAUUUGGCUAAUAACAAUAUUCAAGUUUUGAAAAAAGGUGUAUUAGUUAACAAAGAACUAACUUCAGUGUCGUUUUUAAAAAAUCAAAUUUCUAAAAUUGAAGAAGGCGCGUUAGAAGGAUUACAUGUCCAAACUUUGACGUUAACAGAAAAUUAUUUGACGAAAUUAACUAAAGAAAUGUUUCAAGGAUCUAAUAUAACAACUUUGAAACUGGAUAAAAAUAAAAUAGAAGAAAUCGAAGACGGUACGUUUAAAGAAGUAGCCGAAUUGAAAUACCUCGAUCUUAGUUAUAAUAAUAUAGAGGAUAUCGGUAAAAUCUUCAACGAUCUACCCCAAUUAAUUCAACUCACAUUAAAUAAUAAUAAAAUUAAAACUUUACCUGCUAAUGUUUUCUCCGGAUCAAAAAUAAAUAAUAUUUUUUUGGAUAAUAAUCGAAUAACCGAAGUUGUUAAAGGUGUUUUUGACGAUUUGCAUUUCAACAACGUAGAUCUAUCCAAUAACGAAAUUUCCAAAAUCGAAAAUGGAGCUUUCGAAUCCGAUCUUUUACGAGAAUUAAAAUUGGGAACUAACAAAAUUGGAGAUCUGAAAGUGUCUUCUCUAGGAGCAAUAAAUAAUAAGGAAUUAGAUUUGAGUUUAGAUGAUAACGAUAUUGGUGACAUCGAAGCCGGUACUUUUAAGAACGUUAAAGUGAAAUCGUUGAAUCUUAAGAAUAACACGUUGAAAUAUAUUAAGCGAGAUAUGUUCGAGGACGCCGAAAUAGGAUUUCUAAUUUUGUUUAAAAAUCAAAUCGUCAAAGUUGAAAGUGGUGCUUUCGAGGAUAUUAAAGACUUAUUGUUCGUUGAUUUGAGUUACAAUAAAAUGGCGACUGAAGUAAAAAAGGGUAUGGUUGACAUACAAUUUUAUAUAACACCCGGCGCAAAAUUGUAUAAAUACGAUAGCGAAAUUUUGCGUGAACUUAUCCGCUCUACAUAUGUUGGUGGAGAAGGUUUCCAAGAUGCUUUAUUCCAUUAAUUUUUGUAAUAUAUUUGUGAAAUAAAUUUAGUUUUCAGAGUA